Messenger RNA from Daldinia loculata, 1720 nucleotides. RefSeq names its product fatty acid desaturase-domain-containing protein. The coding region runs from base 490 to 1692 and encodes 400 amino acids. Gene Ontology annotation, biological process: lipid metabolic process. Gene Ontology annotation, molecular function: oxidoreductase activity, acting on paired donors, with oxidation of a pair of donors resulting in the reduction of molecular oxygen to two molecules of water. NCBI's taxonomy places the organism in Eukaryota, Fungi, Ascomycota, Sordariomycetes, Xylariales, Hypoxylaceae. The record is from RefSeq and is a predicted model, not a curated record. The transcript is spliced from 4 exons.
UUAGGGCUAGUGUUCAUGACUUCUACCAACGUACGAACCGUGCAAACUAAGGACCAGAUUUAGAUGUUAAGCUAGACCCGCUUCCAAGAUCCAAACCCCAGGACCCCUAUCCAUUCUGAAGCGGACGCAGAACUGUGUUGAGGCUCAUCUCAACGAAGAUUUGCGCCCCAGACCCCCACGUGUAACUUGUAAAAGGUUUAGUGGAGUAUUUAUUAUUCAAAGGGCAAGCAAGCCCCCUUUUUCUUAACCCUAGGCUACAUAUGGGGUUAAAGGGCAAUACCACUAACAAUAAUCUUGCCCCGGCGAAAAUUUUCGCAAACAUUCAAAACGCGGAUACGAGACCCUGAAUUUCUUCUUUCCUUCUACCUAUGUUCUCUAGAGACAGGUGAAUUGCAGGUCAUUCAAGGUCAUUCGAGGAGUCUUCAGCUGGGAAUACUGAAAUCUCGCUUAAGCUGGUCCAUACUGCCAUCGGCUUAAGGCAGAUCCAUUAUGUCGACAGUUACUACUCAGACUGAAGCGCCUGUCGCGAGGCCUCGUGUAGUGCAGUUGACAACUAAAGCAGAGCAGCCGGCGUUGCCAGACAUCAACACUAUCCGAAAGGCUAUUCCUCCUCACUGUUUCCAGCCUUCAACAUGGAGAUCGUUAUCCUACGUUGCGCGGGAUCUCGUGAUGGCCGCCGUACUUACCUACGGGGCCUUGACGUACAUCCCUUCUGUAUCUAAUCCAGCCUACCGUACUUCUUUGUGGGUUGUCUACGGAUUUCUCCAAGGUCUUGUCGGUGUCGGCCUCUGGAUCUUAGCGCAUGAGUGCGGGCACGGCGCUUUCUCGGUCCAUCGAGGUCUCAAUGACACAGUUGGCUGGGUUUUGCACUGCGCUUUGGGUGUGCCUUACUUCUCGUGGAAGUUCUCACACGCUCGGCAUCACCGCUUCACCGGCCAUAUGCAGAAGGAUAUGGCUUUCGUUCCGCAGACGAAGCCCUCCUGGUUUGUUCAAUCGCUAGGAGAUGCUUUGAGUUCUUUCGUCAACUCCGAAGUUCUAGAGGAUGCGCCUCUGGUGAAUCUGAUUCGCUUACUCGGUCAGCAACUAGGAGGGUGGCAGGUAUAUAUGCUUCUCAACGUAACGGCUGGGAAUGAUAGCAUGCAGAACUUAGAGGCCAAAUGGUGGAGGCGCAGCCACUUUGAUCCCUUUAGCGGAGUAUUCCGCCCUCAGGAAGCUCUCUACGUUCUUAUUUCGGAUUUGGGCCUUGCACUUGUAGCUGCAGGCCUCUACUACAGCUCCUUGGCUCUUGGUUGGCAAACCGUGUUCCUCUUAUAUGGAGUUCCGUAUCUCUGGGUGAACCAUUGGCUAGUUGCUAUUACCUAUCUUCACCAUACGCACAAGGACGUCCCUCAUUAUGAUGGUGAACGAUGGACUUUCGUGGCCGGAGCUCUUGCUACUGUCGAUCGUGAUUUUGGCUUCAUUGGCCGCCACAUCUUCCACGGUAUUAUCGAUACCCACGUUGUGCAUCACUUGUUCUCGCGAAUCCCUUUCUAUUACGCCGAAGAAGCCACCGAAGCGAUUAAGCCGCUUCUCGGUGAUCUCUACCAUAGCGACGAGCAUUCAUUUAUGGGUUCAUUAUGGGAAACAUCCCGUACUUGCCAAUACGUGGAAAACGACCCGGCCAACCCUGGAGUUAUGAAAUGGGCUCAAUAGGCCUAUUAAAGAGUUAGAAGGUUCAGCG